Messenger RNA from Thunnus maccoyii (southern bluefin tuna), 4081 nucleotides. It is a transcript of the gene kctd5b, whose product is annotated as potassium channel tetramerization domain containing 5b. Gene Ontology annotation, molecular function: cullin family protein binding. Bases 214 to 993 code for a protein of 259 amino acids. The transcript has 7 exons. Lineage: Eukaryota; Metazoa; Chordata; Actinopteri; Scombriformes; Scombridae. Gene Ontology annotation, cellular component: Cul3-RING ubiquitin ligase complex; cytoplasm. The record is from RefSeq and is a predicted model, not a curated record. Gene Ontology annotation, biological process: proteasome-mediated ubiquitin-dependent protein catabolic process; protein homooligomerization.
CCGAGGAGGACGUCUUCUCUCUGAAAUAAUUUAUGCAAGUGUCAGCCAGCGCCGCUGUAGCAGGUUAGUUAGUAGGAGUGGCUGAGGAGCUGGCAGCCUGUUUUGCAUGAAUCGUGGACUCCCAAGUUUAGAGGCUGCAGCUUCAGAUAUUUCCUGUCAGCCGCACAGACAGACAGACAGCCGAGGCGAGGGCGGAGGAGACGAGGAGAGGAGAUGGCAGAGAACAGCUCCGAGACGAGCGGCUCCGUUCACCGGAGAUGUUUCACCCAUUCUCCGGCGGAGAGAAACACUUCAUCCGGUGUCGGUGCAUCGAAAUGGAUCCGACUAAACGUCGGGGGGACGUAUUUUCUAACAACGAGACAGACGCUGUGUCGAGAUCCAAAAUCAUUUCUGUACAGACUGAGCCAAGCUGACCCCGAGCUCGACUCCGACAAGGAUGAAACUGGUGCCUAUCUCAUAGACAGAGACCCCACAUACUUUGGGCCAGUGCUUAACUACUUGAGGCAUGGCAAACUGGUGCUCAACAGGGAUUUGGCAGAGGAAGGUGUGCUAGAAGAAGCCGAAUUCUACAACAUCACAUCAUUAAUAAAACUCAUCAAGGACAAGAUCAGGGAACGGGACUGCAAAACAUCGCAGGUUCCGGUGAAGCAUGUUUACCGGGUGCUGCAGUGCCAGGAAGAGGAGCUGACACAGAUGGUGUCAACCAUGUCCGACGGCUGGAAGUUUGAACAGCUUGUCAGUAUAGGUUACGGGCGGGCCCACCAGUCAGAGUUUCUGCUGAUUGUGUCAAGGGAGGUGAAGGGAGAGGAGUCUGCUUUGCCAAACAACAGCGGAGAGUUGGUCAGCAUAGGCUCCUCUUACAACUACGGAAACGAAGACCAAGCCGAGUUCCUGUGUGUGGUCUCCAAGGAGCUGCACAAUCAAUCAUACGGGACAAACAGUGAGCCCAGUGAGAAGGCUAAGAUUCUUCAGGAAAGGGGUUCCCGGAUGUGAAGAGGACUCAGUAUUAUGAGCUCCAGGUGUUAUGAUGCAAACAUAUCAUCUUUGUGGAAGAACGUUUGGCACAAUGGAGAUUUAAAGGGGGGGUGUGCAUUUAUUCUUUUUUGUGUUUCCCUCCAUUUUUGUUUUUAUUUCUUGAUGUAAAUAAGUCUGUUUACUGACAAUUUGUGCCUGUACGUUUAAACUGGACCUUUUUGAAUUAGCGGCAAUUUUUUUUUUUUUUCUAAUAGAAAAAAAAAAAGUAAGGAAUUGUAAUGUUUUAUGCUAUAGAAACAUGGCCACCAUCAUAUAAGGGCCAAUGAUUUCACUCAGGGUCAUCUAUUGAGUUAAUUCCUAUAUCCUCCAACUCAAGGGUCUGGUAAGGGAUCAGUAUGGUCUUUUAUAAUUCAGAAGUAUCAAACUCAAAAUCAUUGUUUAGAGAUGUUAAGAAGGGAAUUGUGCAUUUACUUAGCGCAUGCUAAAGAGUUAGGCUAUUAAAUGUGAAAUUCAUCCCAGAAACAAUUUGUUUUCCAAAGAUUUCAAACAGUUAUACCGACAUUUGUGAUCAUGAGAAUCUCAGCUAUAAAACACAUUUGUCAGAUUCAUCAGAUUCAUUUUUUUCCAGUAACAUCAGGUUCAUAUUCUCAGACUAGAAUGAAAACUUUGUGAACAAAAAUGUUAGUGAUUUGACUGUGUAGGUAAAGGGGCAUUAGGUAAUUUAUGACCUGUAAGGCUUUUAUUGGUAAUGAGGGAAUGACCUGUAAUGAACAGAAAUAGAAAAGUCCCAUUUUCACGUCGACUAAGUAAGCUAACUUUAGACAUACAGCAGAACAAUCUGCCUCAUGUGGCAAUGUCGCGAUGCAGGAUACGUCAUUAUCAUUAACUUUCUUGGCUUGAGAUGUAAAUGUGUUGCGCCAUUCUCUAUAUCUUCCGACCCGACAAUUAAUAACCCGGUUACCCUGCAGAUACGGAUGUUGAAGACCUGAAAUAGUUCUCAAAAUCAUUUAAAGUGCAAGUUGAUGUGAAGCUUCAGAAACAUUUUUCUGAGCUUAUAGUUUAGUCAGAGACCUCAUGUUCAUAAAUCUUCAGUUAACUGCCAAAAAAAAGCUCUUAAGGUGUCUCAAAUGUGAAUUCUGUUUUACGGUAAUAUUUUUUAAAAACUCAACGAUGUCCUGUUUCCUGUCAGGAAAAACAUCCUCAAGGCAGUUUUUAAAAAAGUUUCCCACAUACAUCUGAGUUUUCCUUAAUUAGUUAAUUUUGUAUGUUUGAGGGAACAUCUUAUUUGAUUAAGAUCUUUUUUGUUGAGAGAAAGUAUUUUUGGCGCGGGAGGUUUGGGGACUGGAACUGUUUGAAGGCAGUGAAGGAAUUUCUGUUCAUAUCCAGAGGAUUUUGUUUUGAUGUAAAUAAUCCAAAUUCAAUAUUAAUAUUUAACUCUUAAAAAAACUGCACGUUUUGUACACUGUAUAGAAAACACAGCUUCGAAAUGGAAGUUGUUUAUACUGGAUCUUUAAAAAACCUUGACAAUGCUAACUCCUGUUUUGCAUUGUUUGUACAGGACUCUAGAGAUUUCGGAGUUAGGUUUGAAACAGCUGAUGCUGAAUAUAAGGUGUCUUUCACUGAGAACAUGCCUGGAACAUGUUUUGAUAACCAAUAACAAAGCUAUACUUGGCUGGCUAUGAAGUUGACUGUUACAUUUAAAAAAAAAAAAAAAAAAAAAAAAAAAAAAAAAUUUCCUGCAGUGUGAUAGAUUCUUCUAAGCAUUUUGAAAUGUGUAGAUUUCGUACACACCAUUACAAGCACUACAGUGGAAAACAACACUGUGCACAUUGCUUACAGCCUGUAAUGUUGUUAAUGUAAAUAAUGCAUUUUAGAACACUUUUUUUUUUAUAGAAAGUUGUUUUCAGGUUUGAUGUGUGGUUUUGAUAGGUUGGAUAUUUCAUUCACAAAUAAUCAUUUAGUGUUGCCUUUCUCCCAAUGACCAAAAUCCAAUGUCUUAUGUGUAUUGCACACAUUGAUCUUAGUGUCAGGGACGAGUAAACUUUUCUUAAUGCCGGCACACUUUGUACAUAUAGAAUUGUUAACGAUACACAAACCUCCAUUUACUCACAUGUACACGUAUACACUUGACUAAAACAAUUUUUAUAUUGUCUGGGAUACAAGUAUGGAUGCAUGUUUUUGAUAUAGAUAUACACGUAUAUACACACACACAAGGGCUUUUAAAGUGCAAAAUUUGAAAUCUGCAAAGAGUUUCAAUCAAAGUAGACUGGAUUUCCUGCCAGAGCUAGGCUAUGUUUACAUUUGCCAUAGUAUUCUGAAAGCCUUCCAAUUAUGUACUGUCUUGCACUCCCUCACACGUUAACAAUGUGUGACCACACCAAUGGCAACUAGCACUUCCCACUCCACUUGAACUAAUCACACAGACUGAUGCUAAGAUACACUCAUCCAUUUUCUGACCGCCUAUGCUUGAGCGUUGCAGACAAUCUUGCUUUCCGCCCUCUCUGAUGGCAGAGAUGCUUAUUUUUAAAACUUAACCUGCGUUGGCUCAGAGCAGAGGUUUAUUUAGGUCUUUCUUUGGAGAUUUUUUUUUUUUUUUUUUUGAGACUUAAACUGUUUUUGUGUUGUUGUUGUUGUUUUUUGUUGCUUGGUUUAAUUGUAAACUCAUUGGUUAUAUUCUGGUCUGAGGUGUCAAACCCCUCUCUACUUUUGCAGCUACAUUAUCUUAAUACAUCUCUUAAUGCCCUCCACAAACAGGUUGUCUGGUUGAGCGUCUGGCAUUGAUAAUCAUUUCAUGUGAUGGACAAACUUAUCAAAUCUGUAGCCUAAUACUUUUAAGUGCCCAGUUUGUUUUGCAUUCAAGUCAUAAGCCACAGACCACUGUAAUGCAUGAUUGAAGAUGAUCACACUUGUAAUCAGAGGGAAUGAAUGUGUCAUUUUUCCUCAAUCUUAACAGUUACAUUGAUGAAUAAGGUUCUCAUAUCACUACAUGGAUCACUUCUAUAUGAUCUUAUGCAAUGUUUAAAAUGUAAAAACUUACGUAAGAGGUUAAGGGGAUGGAUCUUUACGGUCUUGCAUAAGGUAAAACCAAUAAAAAUGUUGUCAUUCA